UAGCAUGAAACAUGACUACAUGUUUACAGUUUAUGAUGGACUUAUACUGUGUUUUGUAUCAUAACAUUGAUCUAACACUGUGUGGCGUGCUUGCGUUGUGUUUAGGUACAGAGCCCUGGCCGUUCUACUUUAUAAAUGGUUUCCUGAACUUCAAUGUGGUGUUUGUCCUGGCGCUGCUGUCUCUACCUCUCACUGCUCUGAUGGAGGUGCUACUACAACGCUUCAAUGUGCAGAACCUGGGAACAUAUUGGUUGACUCUGUCUCCUAUGUACCUGUGGAUGCUGGUGUUCUUCACCAGACCUCAUAAAGAGGAGCGUUUCCUGUUCCCCAUCUACCCUCUCAUCUGUCUGGCGGGGGCCGUAGCACUGUCUUCACUACAGAAGUGUUACCACUUCCUGUUCCAGCGGUAUCGUCUAGAACACUACACGGUGUCGUCAAACUGGCUGGCUGUGGGAACACUGAUCCUCUUCACUCUGCUGUCUCUGUCCAGAUCCCCUUCAGUGUUUAUCCCUCCAGGCUACCACGCGCCACUGGACCUGUACCCAGAGUUCCACCGUAUCUCCCGGGACCCGUCUCUCCACGCUGUCCCAAAGGGCCGGCCCGUCAGUGUCUGUGUUGGGAAAGAGUGGUACCGGUUCCCCUCCAGCUUUCUGCUGCCCAACAACUGGCAGCUGCAGUUCAUCCAAUCAGAGUUCAGAGGGCAGCUGCCCCAGCCGUACGCUGACGGCCCAUUGGCUACUCAAACUAUCCCCGCCCACAUGAACGACCAGAACCUGGAGGAGCCAACAAGAUACGUGGACGUGCGUCAGUGCCAUUACCUGGUGGAUCUGGACCUAGAGACCACAGCACCCAGAGAGCCACGCUACGCUGACAACACAGACUGGASCGUCAUCGCAUCGAAACCCUUCCUAAAUGCUGCCAGGUCCUCUCCUCUGUUCAGAGCGCAUUCUUCGAUUUCCCUUCCUCUCUGA
Salvelinus sp. IW2-2015 is the source of this 971-nucleotide messenger RNA. Lineage: Eukaryota; Metazoa; Chordata; Actinopteri; Salmoniformes; Salmonidae. The record is from RefSeq and is a predicted model, not a curated record.